AUGCGGAAGUCGGAUUAUCCUGACUAUGUUUUAUACAACAGGAGUUCUUUACUAUCAGAUAGUGUCAAUACAAAUUCAAUAAAGAGAAAACGGAAAAUUCUUUUGGACUGUGGAGGAAAUAUUGCGUCUACCGUUGAACUAUUCCGAGAGACGUACCCCGGAGGCCACGAAUUUCUUAUCCAUUCCUUUGAAAUGGAUCCCAGCCUUGCUCCAUAUUAUGCACCGUACUCUGAUGUGGUCCUACACAACCCUGUUGCUGUGUCAAAUAAAGAUGGUUGGACGGUGUCAUAUCUAGAGACUACCUGGUUUCCCGAAAGAGGAUUGAGAAAGACAAAAGAUUGGAUGAUGGGAGGAGGGUCGCUGUUCCCGUAUGAAGACGAAAAGAAGGACAACAUAACAGGAGGUGCCAGAAACCUAGCUCGCCACAUCCGUGUUAAAACCAUCGACUUCUCACGGUGGAUCCGUGAACACAUCAAUGAAGAAGAUUAUGUCAUCUUUAAGUUGGACGUGGAGGGAGCUGAAUACGAUAUCUUACAACAGAUGGUACAUGACGGUACAUUUAAGCUUAUUGACAAAUUUUACGGGGAGACCCACUUCUGGCACCCUACUGGCUGGAGUGCCAGUAAGAGGCAGGAACUUAUGAAAAAAGUCAGAAUGACUGGAUUUACUCAGACGUACUGGGCAGGAGAAGAGAGAACUUAUGCCGACUUCGACGCUCUGCAUCCAUUUCAGAAUCAGCUAUACCCUUACGGAGUAUUUGAGAUGCAAAACAUCAAUAUAACUCGCCAGAGUGUGGUCAGUUCUGAGAUGCGUCUGAACGAAGUAGGAAUACCCGUCCUCUACUAUCUACCAGUCACUGUACAGGACAGGAUCAAGACUGUAGCUGAGAACCGGAAACUCAGGAUAAUAGUCCCCACUGUUACAUUUCCACCAAAAGAUGAGAUCUUGACGUGGGAAAACUAUUAUCAACACCAUGACGUGGCGCGGGUUCCGAAGGCACUCCGUCUGAUUGACAACCAGCUGAAGGAAAGUGGUGGAAUCCUGUCUUUAGACUCCGACAACCCCGACAGCGUGAUGAUCUCUGUGUUCCUGAUGGAUUAUCUGGUGGAGAAGUCUCAGUUUGAGAUUGUCAGCCUCGGAAAGUGUUUCUAACAGUAUAAAAAGGGGAAUAGAAAGGAAAAAGGAAGGUGUUUGUAAUUGUACUUGUGGCAUUCAAAUUAAAGGGCAAUUUCCAGACCACGAAAACCACUCUUCACCCGUUCCCCUAAGUUCGAUUGUUGUUUUCGUCAGAAAGGUUUGUUUUCAGUUUACUUUUAUUAGAGCAGCUCUGGCUUAUCUACGUAUUUAGGUCAAGGUCAUAACUUAAGCAUUUGUGGAUUGAUUUUUUUUAUUUUAAGUAUGUGGGUAAUUCCUUUAAAAAUGUAGUUUAAUUUCAAAAUCGGACCACCUGGCUUUUUCUAAUCGUAUUGCGGUGCAGUUUUGGGGCACUUGUAUGUUUGAUUGCAUGUUUUCAGGAUAACUCGAAAUCAUUAAUAAUAUUUGUUAGGCAAGCAACGGUUAUAGAAACAAAGUUCAAGUUCAAAUGUGGGUAUCUUAUCAUGUCCCCAAGUUGCUGCGGAGAGUUGUAUAUUUUAGGGGGUUUGUUUGUGUACAAUACAAUUCUAAAAACACGAAUGGUUCAUGAUACUUAUUGGUUAGUUAGGGACAGAAAGGCACAGGUCAAGUUUGAUAAUAGGCCUCCUGACGGCUAUUUUAUGUAUUGGGGUAACGUUUCAAAGUUUGAGGUAAAAGUUUUCGGAAGUGCUAGGUUGAUAAUAAUUUUAAAAGAGGUCGAAAGGUGUAGAGACUGGGACUAUGUGGUGUAGCUUCUAGCAGCUUCUUUGCAACUGUUCUUAGAGGUUUUUUUGUUUCAGAUUGCAGAUUUUGUUUCAGAUUUUGUUUGGUUGCAAAUAACUGGAGUAUGGGUUGGAUGGUUUUUCAUUGUUUAAGGUAGCGAGGUGUUCAGGUGUAGAUGGGAUACAUAUGCAAAUUGAGAUCUAAUUUACAUAAGAAAUUAGGUAAACACCUCUGAUGGACUUGAUAUUACAUGUCCCAAAAAUCCGAGACACAUCUGGCACUGGAAUGUAGAAUAUAGUUCAACCUGCAACACGAUCCGGUGCCUUGAAAACAGACGCUGGUUUAAUGUAUGUAGCUUUAAAAAUAUGCAGGCUAAAGGUAUGGCUUCACUCUUUUUUAGCUUUGUUUUAGUGUCGACAUGACCAGGAAUGUUGCUUACGCCGCGCCAUCGAUCACAUCGGGGCCUUACGAAGUAUUCAGAGACCCUAUGAAGAUACUAGUAGAUGCAGAAUCCAUCACGGUUGGUGUAGACGUAGCAACAUGACAGUUUUAGCUGUAGUUCGAUGGUUUUCUGAUAAUUAAGUUUGCAUUGCAAUUUUUUUUCUAUUUGUCCUAAACAUUCUGAAAGCAUGUGGCAAAGAUGGUCUACAGGACAACGCAAAUAAUCAAUCUUAAUUAAAUAAACGGACAGUCUAGCAAGAUUAUAGACAAACUCGCCCUUGGUUGCGAUUAUGCAGAUAUUCAGACAACGGAAAUUGCUUAUUCAUAUACAAGUAUAUUUGCAUAUUCAUAUCAUUCCCUCCUUAACAACAUAAAACAAAAUAUCUACACCUAACAAAAGUAUGUAUACUCUAUUUUGCUUUUAUUGACGUGUUAUCAGAAAGAAGAUAAACAUAACAUAAGAAAUAUGCUAGAUAAUAAUAGACAAGCCGUUGUGGCCUGCCCCGUGAUCUCCCCCGACAACAUAAAUUGUAUGAUACCAUAUAUUAUACAUUAAAAUAGAAAUUGUUAAAUAGUACAAAUAAUAUUAACAACUAUAUUAACCCUCAACAGAACACCU
Messenger RNA from Branchiostoma belcheri (Belcher's lancelet), 2896 nucleotides. RefSeq lists its product as uncharacterized. NCBI's taxonomy places the organism in Eukaryota, Metazoa, Chordata, Leptocardii, Amphioxiformes, Branchiostomatidae. The transcript has 6 exons. Bases 1 to 1152 code for a protein of 383 amino acids. The record is from RefSeq and is a predicted model, not a curated record.